This is a messenger RNA of Ostrea edulis (European flat oyster), 1175 nucleotides long. RefSeq names its product multiple epidermal growth factor-like domains protein 10. The transcript has 5 exons. The coding region runs from base 43 to 753 and encodes 236 amino acids. The record is from RefSeq and is a predicted model, not a curated record. NCBI's taxonomy places the organism in Eukaryota, Metazoa, Mollusca, Bivalvia, Ostreida, Ostreidae.
CACAUUGCGGAAUAAAUAAAUAGCCACUGUGAUGUCUGCGACAUGUCAGUGAAGGGUGUGGACUUUUCUUCACUAGGUGCUGACACGAUGGCCGGCUUCUCGUUGUACGUCUCGGAUGAUGAGGUAGAUUUUCAAAGGGGCCAUCUUUGUAACCACCACAACGAGUCAACACUCCCGGAGCUGGUGCAGGAGAUUGAGUGCAAGGUUCACGGCAGAUACGUCACGUUUUACAACGAAAGAAUCCCUGACGGCAGAUAUCCUGACGGAUAUUCGCCAACGGCCGUGAUACAGUUGUGUGAAAUCAAUGUCUACGGAUGUGAAGGAGGGAAAGGUGGAUUUCCCUGCAUGCCUUGCUCCGCCAGGUGUCGCGACGGGAUAUGUGAUGUUGAGUCAUCAAAGUGUAUCAAAUGUUUUGAUGGUUACUAUGGUGAAGAUUGCAAUAAAGUCUGUCCAUCCGGGUAUUUUGGACACAAGUGUGAGACAAGUUGCAGUGAUAAGUGUAAGGCUGUUGGGCAGUGUGACCCCGUGGACGGUCGCUGUAGUGGUGGGUGUGUAGCUGGAUGGAAAGGGAACCAAUGUACUCAACGUAUUGAAACAUCCGGCCGUGUAGAAGAGGAUUCGAAUACAGCAAAAAUUGCCAUAGGCGUGGUCGUAGGAGUUUUACUGAUCAUCAUCGCUAUCGUAGUCAUUUUCAUCUUCAUCAGAUUUAUACAGCGAUCAGAUUCACGGAUCAUUGCACGACAGAAGACGUGAUAAGAUCAACACACUCAGUUAUAAGUCAAGAUAUGCAAGAACGUGAAAGGAUUUCGUUCUUGAGUACAUUAGUAUAUCGUAUUUACAUGUUUCUCUGUAUCUAAGUUCAUUAUAGAAAGAAAGAGACAGUCCUAAAAUCGAAGUAGAAAUGUGAUAUAUACAGGUACGGAGAGAGAGAGAGAGAGAGAGAGAGAGAGAGAGAGAGAGAGAGAGAGAGAGAGAGUAUUUUUUAUAUAUUCAAAGAAUAUACAAUUGUAACACGCGACACCUUGUUAUGAAAUGUACAAUAUUCUAUUACCUGUACCGUCAUCAGUAGGUGCACAUUUACAACGUACAAAGCAAAUACAUGGAUACUAUCUCAAAUAUUUAAAGUAAUUAUAUUUACAUGCAUGACUUUACAAUACGGCGAUUUAUGAUAUACG